CCUUCUUCCACGACAGAGACUUCAUCUUCUUCCUUUCUUCUUCUAAUUAAAGCUACUUUCUUGUUUGUUAGAUUUAAUCAAGGACUCAACCUUCAACACUCCCUCUUGAGUCCUUUGAUUAAAUCCCCAAUUCAAAUCUAGGGAUUUGACUCCCAUGGUUCUUCGUUGCUCAUUCCUCUGCUCUUCAAGACAUUUGUAUAGCUUCUGCCCUCUCUUGACAGGAUUUAUUCGCAAUCUUCGUUUGCUUUGUGAGCUUUCCUCACUUCUGAUCAAGCUGCGUUUGCAACUAGUUUCUUAUUAUUCUUCUCCGACGACAUCACUCUUUCCGCUGGUACUUCAUCUGAGACAUCUUCCAUUGUCUCCCUCUUCGACGAACCUGAACAGGAAACACGACUCUUGGGUUCUUCUCUUUUCCCGUAAGCCUUCUCCAUGUCUCCUCCAAGUCUUGUCUGUGAAUCUUCUUCACGUCACUACCACCGUGAACUUCCGUCACGUCUUCGUCGGCUUAGUUCUCCAGCCAUCUUCUAUUCUUCUGCUCCCUUUCACUCUUAGGUUUGCUUGAUUUUGAUGCUGGUUUGUCUCCUCCAUUUCUCUGAUGGUUGAGAAUUUCCAGCAACUCUGGCAGCUUCCUUGGUCUGCUUGUUGAUGCCGUCAUGUUGCCAUCUUCACGUCAUUCUGGGCUUUUUCAGCUUCCUUUCUCUUAGGCUCCUUCUCUUCAUCUCCAGCAGCAACCACUUUCAUGGACUCUCCAUUUCAGCUGCUGCAAGGUCUUCGGCAUUGGAGUUUCUUCAGCUUCUCCUCUGUCUUCUUCUUCCUCCAUCUUAGAGGCUCCAAGGAUAACUACAGCUCUGAUACCAUGUUGACAUUCCUCACUCUUUCUUAUUCAGAUUUGUUUCUUUCUCUCUUUUUCUCUUUACUUUUGUUUAUCUUUUCUCACGCUCUCUUUCUGCUUUAGUUCUCUCACUCUGUUUCAUUGUUGCUGUUUGAUUGUUUGAACACAAGAGAAAGACAAAUAUAAAGACUACAUUUUUGAUAUUGAUCAAUUGUUCUUUGUUACAACACAACACAUACACUUAUGCUACAUGGACUCUACUCUUAACCACUCCUUCUAUGCCAUACCUCUAGUCUUAGACUCUCUUACACAAGCCACACUACACUUGUUUAGACUCUAACCUCUCAUCUUAGGACUUUAACUACUUAACUAUUACACCAACUUUAGCUAUGAUAACUUAGACUUAAUCUUCCCUACACACACAAUCGACCAUUAUUUCCUUGGGCUGAUGAUGCUUUGCUGGCCCAUUAGUCUAAAACACGAAGCCCAUUUCUUUUCUCCAAUGUUGACUUUUUAUUUCUUGGUUGACUCUCUUCUUCUUCUCUGAUUCCUUCUUCCACGACAGAGACUUCAUCUUCUUCCUUUCUUCUUCUAAUUAAAGCUACUUUCUUGUUUGCUAGAUUUAAUCAAGGACUCAACCUUCAACAAAUGUGCUAUAUGACCCGAGAACUGUUCAUAAUUAAGGAAAUAGGAAAAUGCAACUAUUCAUUUACUGUGCUUUUCUCAAUAUGGCAAGAGUACCCCUAUUCCCCCUAACUAAAGCGUUCUGUUCAUGCACGUUCUUGAUAAUAUCUAUUGUCAGAAUAACGAUUUUUGUUAAUUUAAAUUUCAAAUUCAAACUUCAAUUAGUUAUUACAUCGUUACAUACACUGAUAUGGUGUUAUACAGAAUAAUGUAUGUUAUACAGUAACGUCGUUUAGGAUAAUAUCUCUGGACCCAGAUAGAGAAUCCACAAAAAUCCUAAAAUUAGAGUCUGUUCAUUCCCUUUGUCCCAACCAAAUUCCAAUUCUUGUACAGAAGAUCUAGGAUCAGCAGGGCAAUCGUUUGCAGAUAUUCAUCUAAGUCGUUUAAUGAUACUUUCAAUUUUGGAUUUCAAACGGGUUUUCUGAUUCUCACUCCAAUCCUAUAUAGAAUCUGCGCCGAUGUCGAAUCUGCAACUACCGGAGAGGAUGUUUGCAGUGGGGGCAAGAACCUAUUGGUGAAAGGGUUAAUACCUACCAAAAAUCGAAGACAGUCCAGGCUAUCAUUAAUGCCCUCGAUGAUGACGAAGUGAAGCGGCUCAGGGAAUCUCAGUUGGGAAGACUCUUAGCGACCAUGGAGAUGCCUUCUUUCUCUGGCAGUUUUGGGUACUAUAUGCUUGCUCGCCUCCUUCGUGUCAAGAAGAAACACGAGCUUUGGUUCCUGUUCGCAGGCCCCAUAAGAUUCUCGCUUCGUGAGUUCGCUAUUGUAACCGGGCUAGGGUGCAGGAAGUUUGCACAGACAAAGAAGAAAAAGAACCUUGUGACCCAGAAACCCUAUUGGCUCGAACUCUUUGGCCUUCUCAAAUCGUGCACCGUCGAGUCCAUGAUUAACAUGCUAGCAAGGAAGAAAAUAACCGAUAAGGAGAAGCGAUUUAAAUGUGCCUGUCUCGCAGUUACUGCCGCUGUAUUGGUUCCGACAUCACAUGUUACGAAGAUUGUCCCGGAGCAUGUCGAGCUGAUUAGGGACAUCGAUGUUUUCCUGUCAUAUCCAUGGGGAAGGGUGGGGUUUGACUUGUUGGUUUCCAGCAUUAGAUCCAAGGACAAGUUAGAGUUAUCACAGAAGACUAUAGCCGUCAAAGGUUUUUUCUACGCGAUCCAGUUAGUGAUGAUGGCAGCCGUCCCGUCAUUGACAGAAGUGGUACAAGAGCCGUCUGGUGAUUCAGAUAGCGAUGGGGAGGAGGAGUCUGAUUUUUGUGAUGAGCAACUAAGCGAAUAAGAAUGUAAUCCGGCGCCUGAGGACUCAGUUAAUGGUGAAGGCGGACCGGCGGCCGGUUAAAUAAAGAUGACGCUUAGUCCCGGACAUGCUCGCGACAUUGACGAGGAAGAGAAGGUUUUAGUUCAUUCCAUCAUUCCUACCAACGAAGACUAUGCUAUCGAAGGCAUGGACCUACGGUGGCCUGAUGAAGAAGUGGACGCGCCUGUUGAAGUUAAUGUCAAGCUUAUAGGAGAAGGCUUUAGGUUUACGAAGGACAUGUUUACGGUGGGUUGACAUCGGCCGACUUACUCCGUAUGCGUAACGACAAGGCAAUAAAAGAAAAAGAAGUGCAUGACAAGAAGAAAAAGGAUAAACCUGCCGAAGGUUCGGGUAUUACUACACUGCUUGUUCCCGAGACUAUUGCCGAGCUGGUGGCACUCAAAUUAAAGGGUGAGCUGCAGAGUUUGAAUAAUAGGUUGCGAGAUUUGGAAGCUGCAUUAAUCUUGCAGGGCGAGAAGAUUACAGUGGCUUUAAAGUCCUUGGAGGCGUCUGUUCUCGCAAAUUCAUCGCAUUCUGGCCCCUGCACUCAAGAUGCGCCUGUGAUGGAGGACUUUACACGGGAACGUUGUGACUCCGAGCGGUCAAACAUUCACCCGUCUACAGCGAACCCUCCGCCACCUGUAAUGACAGAUCCCGACAACCACCCUCUCUGUACUGUUACUGGUAGCACUGUCCAUCCCCAACCUUUCUCGUCUCGUACUUUCCAACAACCCCCUCCCAGCUUCAAACCUAUUUUGAAGGCUCCUAGCCUUGCAAUAAGUAAUGAAGAGUUCAUUCAGAAUCUCACUCAAUCCAUAAACGCCCAGGCCUCGGAACCAUCCCGCUUUUCUGGAUCUUUCACUGUCAUACCGAAUUCUUGUCCUCUUUCUCUAGCCCCGCCUACCGUGUCGACAUUACCAGUGUCGUCUCUACCUGUUCCCGAGGACAACUAUCUAAGCCACGUCGACGAAUUCAACAGUUCAACCGUGCUUGGUGGAAACAAUAAAGCGAUUGAAUUACUCCUAUCUGUAUCCCCCACCUUCUCUCUUGGACUCAUACAAGAAGACCAGAUGGCUGACCAUGAACCGGACUACCUAAAAGACCCCUUUGUUGAUGAUCAGGUUCAUCUCCCUACAGGAUGAUGGACUGAUAUUUGAAAAUCCUGUGUUGAAGAUGCUCAUGCAGAGUCCUCUUGUCGACGAGCUGGUGAGCGUCGAGAGGCAUGUUUGCGUCGAAGUCAUAGUAUUGAUUUUCCGAACUUGAGGAAGCUGAGGCAACUUCUUUAGGAGGGUUUCUACUGAGCAUGUCAGCAAGAGUGUUCUGCGUACCCAGGAUUCGAAGUCGUAUUUCGAAAACCAUUCGCUCCAGCGCAAUAAUUGUUGAUGUGGGACCAUCUUCUGCUUGAAUUGUAACAUCUUCGGAAAAGAAGACAUAUCCAUUUCGAUGCGAAAUUUAUGUCCUAUCAGAUGAAACUCGAACUUCUCGAUAGCCUUCUUGACCGCUAAGAUUUCUUUGAAUGUAGAGUGAUAAUGCAUCUCGGAAUCUCUAAAGCGUCCGCUCUUGUAUCCACAGAUUUGACGUUUACCAUUUAUUUCUUCGAAUAAAAUGGCUCCCCAAUA
This is a messenger RNA of Eutrema salsugineum, 4425 nucleotides long. RefSeq lists its product as uncharacterized. The coding region runs from base 3082 to 3948 and encodes 288 amino acids. The transcript has 10 exons. The record is from RefSeq and is a predicted model, not a curated record. Lineage: Eukaryota; Viridiplantae; Streptophyta; Magnoliopsida; Brassicales; Brassicaceae.